AUGCCCGCCAGCUUCUUCAGCUCUCUACGCGACCGCGUGGCCGCCGUGGACUCGCUCCUGUGUGUGGGUCUGGAUCCUCACGUAGCAGAGCUACCGGAGGCCACGGCCGCUGCAGCGCAGGCCUUCUGCCUCAACAUCAUCGAGCAGACGCACCACGUUGCGGCCGCCUACAAACCCAACUCGGCUUUCUUCGAGGCUUUCGGUGCUGAGGGCAUCACAGCGCUCCACUCCGUCAUCAAGGCCAUCCCAUCCGGUAUCCCCGUCCUUCUAGACGCCAAACGCGGUGACAUUAGCACCACCGCCGCCGCGUACGCCGUCUCCGCCUUUGACAAGCUCGAAGCGCACGCCAUCACGUUGGCUCCGUACAUGGGCGCAGACUCUAUCGAUCCAUUUGUACGCGGCCACCCUGAACGCGGCUGCUUUGUGCUGUGUAAGACGUCGAACCCUAGCGCCAACGACUUCCAGACGCUGUCCGUGGGCUCCCGUGCGCUGUUCGAGGAGGUGGCUGCCAAGUGCGAGCAAUGGAACUCGGAGGACAACGUCGGCCUCGUAGUGGGAGCCACAGAUGUCAAGGCACUGCGUCGUGUACGCGCUGUGACGCCCAAUCUGUGGAUCCUGGCGCCAGGUAUUGGCGCUCAAGGUGGCAACUUGGAGGAGGCGGUGACGGCCGGUCUGUCAUCCGAUGGCCUGGGUCUACUGGUACCGGUAUCGCGCGGUAUCUCCAAGGCUGCCAACCCUAAGGAAGCGGCCGAGUCUCUGCGUGACGCCAUCAACGCUGCCCGCAAGACCAAAUUCGCACUGUCCUUCGGCGUGCUUAAGUUCGGUGACUUUACGCUCAAGUCCGGACGUCAAAGUCCCUACUUCUUCAACGCCGGUCUGUUCCGUACCGGCCGCGCGCUCGGCCAACUCGGCAAGUUCUACGCACAGGCGAUCCACGAUAGCGGGGUGGAAUUCGACGUGCUGUUUGGUCCGGCGUACAAGGGCAUCACAUUGGCGGCGGCUGUGGCCAUCGCGUACGCUGAUAUGUAUGGGGUGGACCUCCCUUUCGCGUACAACCGUAAGGAGGCUAAGGACCAUGGCGAAGGCGGCGUACUCGUUGGUGCCGAUAUGACUGGAAAGAAGGUGCUGAUUAUUGACGACGUGAUCACUGCCGGUACUGCUAUUCGUGAGGCGUUCGGGAUCUUGGAGAAGACGAACGCGCAAGUCUCGGGCGUGUGCAUUUCGUUGGACCGUCAGGAGAAGGUUUCGAUCGAAGACACUCGCUCUGCUAUUGACCAAGUGCGGGAGAGCUUCGGCAUCCCCGUGGUCAGUAUCGCUACGCUCGAUAACCUCGUGGGUUACCUUGAGACUGUGGACACGGCAACCGACGCCAACGCCUCGUACUUGCCGGUCAUUCGUGCCUACCGUGCUGACUACGGUGUGUGCAAGCAGUAG
Molecule: messenger RNA, 1434 nt
Organism: Phytophthora infestans T30-4
Lineage: Eukaryota; Oomycota; Peronosporomycetes; Peronosporales; Peronosporaceae
Product: orotidine 5'-phosphate decarboxylase, putative
Exons: 4
Coding region: 1-1434 (477 amino acids)
Biological process (GO): pyrimidine nucleotide biosynthetic process; 'de novo' pyrimidine nucleobase biosynthetic process
Molecular function (GO): orotidine-5'-phosphate decarboxylase activity; orotate phosphoribosyltransferase activity
Source: RefSeq, a predicted model, not a curated record